UCUUGAAGAGAAAGCACAGAUCAGUUCCAAGUUCCAGCCUUCGUCAAAAGAGAGCACACUCGAAGGCCAGACUGACAGAAGAAGCGAGCGUGCGAGAGCUAGAAGCACGGGUAGAGGGCGCGAGAUAACCGUUCGUUUUCUCUCUGAUUUUCAGCUGGACCUUCUUCGUCUGUUCGUCAUCAUUUUCGAUAGCUUCUUCUUCAACAUGGACAAGAAACGUCUCCAGAUUCAUAUCUUCAAAGUUCAACAAACACUGGAUGUCGUGAUUAACCCGAGUUCGUGAGUUCGCUUGCUGUCUGUCUCUCCCAAACCUCCUAUACACCCGCCCAUCCACCCAUUACGCGUCCACUGAAUGAGACGCGGUAGAAAGCCCUCCCAUUGGGCAGACGCCCGCCGCAACCAGGUCAAGAUAACAUCACGGGAGUUUGAGAUUCAGGAUCCACUUCCAUGGACAUGGGACAACCUCUUGCCCACAUCAAGCCGAUCCACAAGUUCUCACAAUUGAUCUCAAAUCGGAGUUAGCACAUCAUCGAUCCCCGAUCCAGUCUAUUGAACUCAGGUGUUGCAACGCCAAAGUCUCUCCCUACAUUCUCACCUUUAUCCACACGCAUCCCCGGCGCCCCCUCCAUAAACACUAAUUUUCGCCCCAACAAGACAGAACAUUUUGACAAACUCAAUACCUGUGAGCCAUGACCAAACAGAAAAAGUACUCUCAAGAUGACCGGAUCUUCGACAAGGACGGCUUCACUCUCCGGGCCGCUUGCGUGUGCGUGCGCGACGAUUCCGAAUCCGAGAUCCUCCUGGUCUCUUCCUCGGCCAAUCCGGAUCGAUGGAUCAUCCCGGGGGGUAAGAUCGAGACCCAAGAGACCCCUGAGUACAGUGGAAUGCGCGAGGCCAUGGAGGAGGCGGGGGCUGUGGGCGAAUUGGGCCGUUGUUUGGGAGUGUUUGAAAAUCGGGAACGUCACAAUCGGACCCACGUGUACGUGCUAAAAGUGAACGAGCUCUUGGACGAUUUUGAUGACGCGAAAAGGCGGAAACGGCGGUGGUUUCCGAUCGAGGAGGCCGUUCAAGUGCUCUCGCCUUUCAAACCUUUGCAUUCCAAAUAUCUCAACACGCUGCAAGCCACCAAGAACGUUAAAGUGGGGCCGAACUCCCCUGUCAUCCUCGCCGCCGAGAGCCCAUUGAAAUGAUCGGUGCUAAUAAUAUUCCGUUUCCUUAAGUUGGAAAAGUAAGAGAGCAUCGACAGUUCGACACAUGCAAACAAUAGAUUCUGAUCGGAGUAGCUCCUUCAUCGAUUUCUCUCUUUUGUCAGUACUGAAAAGGCCACAAAAAAUACUCCCAAAUGGGGGAACUAUUUGAUUUAUCAAUAAAUCUAUCAUUUGAAUAUUGACUUACUGAAAGAA
Tigriopus californicus is the source of this 1403-nucleotide messenger RNA. It is a transcript of the gene Aps, whose product is annotated as diphosphoinositol polyphosphate phosphohydrolase 1-like. The transcript has 3 exons. Gene Ontology annotation, biological process: diphosphoinositol polyphosphate metabolic process; diadenosine pentaphosphate catabolic process; diadenosine hexaphosphate catabolic process. Gene Ontology annotation, molecular function: bis(5'-adenosyl)-pentaphosphatase activity; diphosphoinositol-polyphosphate diphosphatase activity; bis(5'-adenosyl)-hexaphosphatase activity. Gene Ontology annotation, cellular component: cytoplasm; nucleus. Bases 690 to 1190 code for a protein of 166 amino acids. The record is from RefSeq and is a predicted model, not a curated record. Lineage: Eukaryota; Metazoa; Arthropoda; Copepoda; Harpacticoida; Harpacticidae.